CGUACCCUUCUAGCGAUACGCUGCAGUUUCUAACAUCUCUAACUUUAAUGGAGCAGCUCAAGGAGAGUGAAAUGAGAAUGUGAAACGAACGCACUGGAAAGCAGGCGCACUACGUUUUGUCGAGUCACCGCGAGUGCACUGCUGCUGUUUUGUGCGCAACCAGCGGUAGUUUUGGAAACAUGAGCUCAUCAAAGAGCGAGGCGAUUAAGAGGGACUUCUCCUCUCUGCCCGAUCCGACCAGAGGAUCCACGGUAGAUUAUCUAAAAACUGUUGCUGACCUAGUGUCCAAAUAUCGCAAGGAAAAGAUAACACUGAAGAAGGUCGAGAAAUACAAGUUUAUUAUUGGUAACGUGGAAGACACGGCCUAUGGAGAUGAUACUGACGAAGCUGAGGAGUGGGAGCAGUUCUACUUGCCAGAUCACGUGAAGAUGGAGGUUAUCGGCGCGCUGGAACAUUUUCCAUGUAACGGAGAAAGCGCGCAGCUGGUCCUCAUGGUAUGCGAGGACGGAAAGGUCUAUGGAUAUGAAGAAGAGUAUCUGCAUCUGGUUGCCGAUAGUCCUAAAGACCUCUUUGACUCAGGAGUCCAGUUUCCCGGCAAAAAGUCCUUUUACCGUGGGCAGAGCUUUGAGAAUAUGACAAAAGCUGAUUGGAAUGAAGUGAAGCAGUCGCCUGAAAUGCAGGAGAUGUAUGAAGAACACAAACGGCUCGUGCAGUCUUAUAAACAUUCCUAUCUGAGUAAUCUGCGAGGUGCUGCUGGGAGCGAUCACGGCCAGGACAUGACGGCUAAGCCAGUCCCUGUUCCUGUGCGUGACUGAGAGAAUAUGACUUCAUGAAGCAGGAUGGCUGGAUGCACAUUUGAUUGAGAGACCAGAAGUGGACAUGUUUUGAUUCAGUGAUAGAAAUGUGUUUAAUGCUUUUAGAGAAUUAACUUGCUUAAAGUACAUUUUCAUGACUUAGUGUACAAAUCUAUUUCAGAUGCAUUUUUGAUGAACGAUGAACGAGUCUGUUCAGUAUUAUUCCAGACUGUGUGUGUGUGUGAUGCAUGUGUCUGUGUGUGUGCACACAGACUCUGCAAAUUAAACAAAGACUGAAUAAUUUUC
Chanos chanos (milkfish) is the source of this 1100-nucleotide messenger RNA. RefSeq lists its product as uncharacterized. NCBI's taxonomy places the organism in Eukaryota, Metazoa, Chordata, Actinopteri, Gonorynchiformes, Chanidae. The transcript has 6 exons. The record is from RefSeq and is a predicted model, not a curated record. The coding region runs from base 180 to 815 and encodes 211 amino acids.